Macrobrachium nipponense is the source of this 1168-nucleotide messenger RNA. Its product is annotated as coiled-coil domain-containing protein 12-like. Lineage: Eukaryota; Metazoa; Arthropoda; Malacostraca; Decapoda; Palaemonidae. Gene Ontology annotation, cellular component: U2-type spliceosomal complex; post-mRNA release spliceosomal complex. The record is from RefSeq and is a predicted model, not a curated record. The transcript has 4 exons. Bases 116 to 640 code for a protein of 174 amino acids.
GUUAGGAGCCGUUACAACGAUACAGCUAUCCAAUUACUACUAAUAUUGCUUCACGAAAUUUCCAAGCAUCUUUCAAUCUUAAACUCAACAAACGAAAACUUGAUGAGCUGCAGUAAUGGUCCGCAAUGAGGAGAAAGUUGGAACUUUGGAAGAUGAAGCAGUGAAGAGACGUCAGAGGCUCUUGGCCCUAAAGAAACGCAGAAAUAAGGGCAAUGCUCCAGAUGAUGGAGACUCUCAGGAGAAAGGAGAAGGCCAGGAAGAAGAAGAUGAAUCUCUUCCACCAACACAAGUUCUCUUUAGGAAUUAUAAGCCAAAAUCUGAUAAUCUAGAAGAGGCUGUCUUGCCAUCAGUUGAACCUGCUGAUGUAGAAAACUUGGUUCGAGAACAGAUCGAAGAUGGAGAAAAAGCCAAGGAAGAAGUCCAGGUUGAGAUUAGCAAUUUGGCUCCCAAAAAAAUAACUUUUGAUUUAAAACGAGGUAUUCAAGCACAGCUGGACAAACUUGACCGGAGGACGGAUAAGGCGAUUGCAGAACUUAUUAGACAGAGAUUAAAGGAAGGCAAGCAGCAAGAUUUCUUGAUUGCGGUAAAUGCUGGAGCUCAAGUUAAUCGGAGAGCUGGGUUUGAUUCUGAUGAAGAUUAGACUUACAGUCAUUAUUGUGAAAUAUGUUAAACUGCAAUAUUAUUACUCAUAACCAUAUAAGAAUAUUUUCAUACUAAAAUUUUUACGCUAGGGAAUUUAGUGUAUAUUAUGUGAAACGAGAUUGAAAAAAAAUGACAAAUUUUAUCGCUUCUCAAUUAAUUUUGUUUUAGGAGCUUCUCCUCAUCAGAUGUUCCAUCAUAGUAAAACUUUGUUUCAUCGCAUUACCAUUGCAUGUAUUUUAUGGUGUCCUGCAUAAAUUGGAGGUUACAGGGAUAUAAUGGAAGCAGCAGUUUUUGAAGUAAACAUAAUUUGGAGGGCGUUGCUUAAGGCCCUAAUGAAUAUUAAAUAUUUUAAAUUUCCUACUCUCUUUGAGAUCAAACCCAGGACUCAAAUGAAAGGCAAGGAUGCUACCAACUUACCCACAUAGAGAGUCCUGGGUUCAAUCCAGAUGUGAGUCAGUAUUAUAUUUCUAUUACACUUAUGAUUGUGUGUUGAUUAUUUCUGUUAUAUACAUAUUUUCACAUAACA